Molecule: messenger RNA, 834 nt
Organism: Alternaria burnsii
Lineage: Eukaryota; Fungi; Ascomycota; Dothideomycetes; Pleosporales; Pleosporaceae
Exons: 5
Coding region: 1-834 (277 amino acids)
Source: RefSeq, a predicted model, not a curated record
AUGUCGCGCGCAAAUCAGUGGUUUGUGCCUGGCGAUGGAAUCGCGAGAGAAGUCAUCACGGCCGACAUCCAGCGCUACUUGGGCCCAGAUGCGCUCGUCAGGCCUGGCACAGGCACCGGAGAGUACCAGGGCCAGCCAGGCUACUGGAUAACCGCUUAUCGAACUCUUACAUCGCAAAUGAUACAGGAUUUGAAAAUGGAUUCACAACGUUGGCAACAGGAACGCCAGCCAGGCGAAAUUGGACGUGGAGGUAGCCAUAGUCCUCAAGUGCGCACUACUAAACCAGGGGGCCCUAACGCUUCAUUAGUGGCUUAUCAGGAUUCCCGUACACAUGCUGCUCGUCAGCAUUGGGGUCCGACGAAACCGUACGAACACGGCUCGUCUCAUGCGGCGGCGGAUCCCUAUGAUCAGCCUCCUCGCCAGUCGUCAACGUCGUCUAGAGCGACGACGUAUGCGUCUUCAGGCUAUGGUAGCAGUGAUCCCCAUUACACCACGACUCCCACAUCCGUGUAUGGAAGCUCGCAUCCAGGAUACCAGACUUCACCUGCUUCUGCUGCACCCAGGACUCAGCCAGCGGAUCCAUACUCAUCUUACCAGCAGCCCAGUGGAAGAGAUUACCCUGCGCAAUCUGCUUAUUCCUCUUACCCAGCGCAGACUCCAGACCCAUAUGGACGCCAGCCGGCUACCCAGACGACUCCAUACUCUAAUCCAAGUGCCGCAGCAGCCGCUCCUGGCUACUACAUUGCCUCGGAUGGUCGUCAAUAUCCCUUAUCGCAACAGCCACAAUCAUCGCGCAAUCCACAGUCCGGCACCUCUAGGUACAGUACGAGAUAG